AUGGGGGAUAGUAAAGAGUGGGAAAAGGAAAAAAUUUAUGAUCGCCAAUUGAGAUUAUGGGGUGUGAAAGCUCAGAAUCGUAUGAUGAAAUCAAAUGUAUUAAUUAUUGGGUUGAGUGCUAUUAAUAUAGAAAUAUGCAAGAAUUUGAUUUUAAAUGGUAUUAAUAUAACAAUAAUUGAUGAUAAUAUAGUAGAUGAAGAAAUGAGGGAAAAUGUUUUUUUUCUUGAUGAAUCUGACAACGGUAAAUAUGUUUGUUUAUCAAUUUUUAAGGAGUUAAAAAGUAUAAAUCAAUUAAUAAACAUUAAUGCAUAUAUAGGUAGAAUAGAUAUUGUAAAUGACAAAAUUGUUCUUGAUAAACACUUAAUAUAUAAAGAAGAAGGAAUAGAUAAUAAAGAAAUAAAUGAAUGUUUUAGUAUAAAUAAUUUUAUAAAUAAUUAUACUUCUGUAUGUAUUUCAUGUGAAGAUUAUCCAUUAUAUAAAUUAAUAAAUAUAAAUGAAAUUUGUCACAAAAAAAAUAUUGGUUUCUUUGCUCCUAUGUGUAAUGGGAAAUUUGCAUUUUUAUUUUCCGAUCUUGGGAAUCAUGCUAUAGAAGAAUCUUACUAUAAAACAAAAAAAAAUAUUGAAGAAAACAAUAAAUUUACUGAAAUCAAAUAUUGUAGAUUAUCUCAUUUUUUAAAAGUAUCUUUCCAAAAUUUUCAUAAAAAAACAAAUCAUAUAAUUUUUUAUAUGUUUGCCUUGAUACUAUUUGAGCAGCAUAAAGAAUUCAAUAAAAGCAAAAAAGAAAUUGAUGAAAAAGAAUUUUAUAAUUUUUGUAAUAAAUAUGAACUUAAUAAUGAUCAAACUUUAAAAGAAAUUUCAAAAAUGUAUAAAGUCACAUUUUCUCCUUCCUGUUCAAUAAUGGGUGGCAUAACCGCUCAAGAAAUUCGAAAGUUCGUAUCAAAGCAGCACGAGUCAAUACCAAAUUUUUGUGUUUUUGAUAUGAAUCAAAAUAUUGCUUGUACAGCUAUGAUUUCAUGA
Plasmodium relictum is the source of this 1017-nucleotide messenger RNA. It is a transcript of the gene AOS1, whose product is annotated as ubiquitin activating enzyme (E1) subunit Aos1, putative. Gene Ontology annotation, molecular function: SUMO activating enzyme activity. The record is from RefSeq and is a predicted model, not a curated record. Gene Ontology annotation, biological process: protein sumoylation. Gene Ontology annotation, cellular component: SUMO activating enzyme complex; cytoplasm. The transcript has a single exon. The coding region runs from base 1 to 1017 and encodes 338 amino acids. Lineage: Eukaryota; Apicomplexa; Aconoidasida; Haemosporida; Plasmodiidae.